This is a messenger RNA of Osmerus eperlanus (European smelt), 1429 nucleotides long. RefSeq names its product solute carrier family 50 member 1 (gene slc50a1). Gene Ontology annotation, cellular component: membrane. The record is from RefSeq and is a predicted model, not a curated record. Gene Ontology annotation, biological process: carbohydrate transport. The transcript is spliced from 6 exons. Gene Ontology annotation, molecular function: sugar transmembrane transporter activity. Bases 158 to 817 code for a protein of 219 amino acids. NCBI's taxonomy places the organism in Eukaryota, Metazoa, Chordata, Actinopteri, Osmeriformes, Osmeridae.
UACUGAUUACAAACACGGAAGUGCAGAUAGAACGUCACCGUAGCAGAAUAGCAAUUGAAUUGAUAACCACUAAGACUUCAACAAUAAUUUAGCAGUUGCUUCUAGUACAGAACGACCAUUUAGAAGCACGCAUAUCAAGGAUUUGGUUUUCCGUUCUAUGGAUUUUUUGGAUUUUUUAUCAUGUGCGUGUAUCGUAUUUACGAUCGGGAUGUUCUCGACAGGAUUAACCGACCUGAAAAAGAUGAGAGCAUGUCAAAGUGCUGACAGCGUCCAGUUCCUGCCCUUUCUCACCACCUGCCUCAACAACCUCGGAUGGUUGUAUUAUGGGAUGCUUAAGAGGGAUGGGACCCUGGUACUAGUCAACACCAUCGGGGCUUCCCUACAGAUCCUCUACAUUGUGUUCUUCUGCCACUACACCAAAGAGAGGAGGCGGGUGACCAGACACACCCUGGCUGCAGCAGCAGUGCUGUGUGGAGGCUGGCUGUACUUCAGCAUGUUGCUGCCUCCGGGAGACAGUCAGCUGGCUCAGCUGGGCCUCACCUGCAGCGUGUUUACCGUCAGCAUGUACCUGUCCCCCCUCACCGACCUGGUGGAGAUCGUGCGCAGUGGGAAUGUGAGUUGUCUGUCGUUCCCCCUCACCGUGGCAACGUUCUUUACCUCCACCUCAUGGACGCUGUACGGCCUCCAGCUUCAGGACUACUACAUCAUGGUGCCGAACACGCCUGGCAUCGCCACCAGUCUCAUCAGAUUCUACCUGUUCUGGAGGUUUGCGUCUGCCAAUCAGGACUCACCGUCCUAUAACCUGAUCCAGAUCUGAGGGGGCCGGACAUUCGUCCACCAAUGGUAGUGAGGGAUCAGGAGGGCAGCCCGGCGUUUACCAAGUGCCUUGAGUCCUCCGACAUUACAUCCCUCACGUGACGAUUGAUUGAAUUAGUCAAGAAUGAAUGACAUGUUUGAGUCUUCCGCCAUAGAACGAGACUGUAGGUGUACCCAUGACCUGUCCUAUACCACAGACUAGGGGGGGACGAGCUGCUUGUCUGGACGAGCUGCUUGUCUGGACGAGCUGCUUGUCUGGACGAGCUGCUUGUCUGGACGAGCUGCUUGUCUGGCGUUGUGGGCCAGACGCCUUAGCCUCCCAGCCUGGGAGGACCAGGGCCUACCAUGUUGUAACAGAGGGUAGACUUCCUUCUCUAUACAUUAUUCUAGUCCUAUAUAACCCAACAGGACAUGGCUGUGGAUUAUUAUAUUUUUCUCUGUUUAUUUUCGUGCCCAAAGUAAAUAUACUGUAUUGUGAUUGCUAUUUUUAUAAAAAGUUGUGUAAAAGAGAAUAUGUAUGCACAAAAGGAUAUUAUCUCUACGCAGGGGAAAUGAUGGUGUGUGCUUGGCUGGUGACUGGUACUCAAAAUAAAUGUUUUAUACGUCUUUUAAA